AUGAGAGGACAAUACAUCGAGACCAUUUUACCAGAGCACAUUCCACUGGGGACCAUUUCGUCGGAGACUAUUUCACCAGGAACUAUUUUACCAGAGACUAUUUCGCCAGGAACUAUUUUGCCAGGAACUAUUUCACCAGGAACUAUUUCGCCGGAGACCAUUCCACCAGGAACACUGAAGCACAUUCCACCAGAGAAUGCUGCUUCUCAAGAUAAUAAAGCCUAUAUGAACUUUAUGCAAUGCAAAAGAAAAGUAACAUUUGAACUGGGAGAUAAAGUUGUGGUUGCACCUAAUUUUGAUAAUAACCAAAAAAUGCGAAAGCAUAAGUUGGAACAGACCUGUAGUAUUACUGAAAAGGUUGUCAGUGUGUGUAGUAAUAAUAGGACUGUUAGAGUUGAUGUGAAUGGCGAAAUAAAAAAUUUUGUUGCUAAAAAUUUGAAGAAGCUUCGUAAAUAG
This is a messenger RNA of Racocetra fulgida, 456 nucleotides long. NCBI's taxonomy places the organism in Eukaryota, Fungi, Glomeromycota, Glomeromycetes, Diversisporales, Gigasporaceae. The record is from the annotation of a GenBank genome assembly.